AUGUCUACAUCAACCACCACUCCAGCAUCCAUCGGUCAAGCUCCAUGGCGUCCUCUAUUCCUUUCCCAUCUCUCCAAGAUGGAUUCCCCGGAAUUCGUUCUCUCAUCAUUACAACCAAGUAAUGAUAAGGAUUCUCCCACUCCUUAUCUUCCUCGAGCUCGUUACUGCAUCUACAGAGGAAUGUGGGCCGAGCUUCCAGAGAACAAACACAAUGAUGCUCCUAUGAAUGAUCGAGUUUAUGAGAGUGAUCUUCCAACCUUUACCACAGAUGUGCGCAUGGAAAAGGUUCCCCAAUUUUUUGCUAGUUCACAUGGUCAUGGAGAGGUAGAACAGAGUCAGGGUAGUGGUGGUGGUGGGCCUGUUGAAGCAGUUUUCUGGAUCAAAGAAGUCAUGACCCAAUGGAGAGUGAAGGGAGAGGCUUAUAUCGUAGGUCAAGAUAUUGAAGGGAGUGGUCAAGAAUCAAGUGGAACACGAACUGUAAAGACAAAGAUUGGAGAGAGAAUGAGAGUUGUGAAGGAAGAUGGAAAAGAAGGUUGGAGUUGGGGAAAAGAACUUACGGCACAUUUUGGCAAUAUCAGCCCGGGAAUGAGAGGUUCUUUCAGAAAUCCUAUACCUGGAACACCCGUUUCGCAGCCACCAAGCGAUCCAAAUUGGAAAUUGGGUCAAAAAGUCACUGAUUUGAAUGAUGAAGCUUCCAGGAAGAAUUUCAGGGUUGUGAUUAUCAAACCUGUGGAGAUUGAACAACUUGAUUUGAGUGAACCUGAUAAAGCAAGGAGAUGGAGAUUUACUUACGUCGGCCCCGAUGGAGAUGCCGGAAAGGAAGGGGAGAUUAUUGGGGAAUGGAAGAAGGAAGAGCUUUGGCCUUAA
Molecule: messenger RNA, 867 nt
Organism: Botrytis byssoidea
Lineage: Eukaryota; Fungi; Ascomycota; Leotiomycetes; Helotiales; Sclerotiniaceae
Exons: 2
Coding region: 1-867 (288 amino acids)
Molecular function (GO): FMN binding
Source: RefSeq, a predicted model, not a curated record